UUUCGUGCGAUCUCACGCAAUCUCACGUGAUCUCACGUGGUAGUGGGUAGCAGUGGGCACAGUAUACCCUGUGGUCGCUAGUUUGAAAAGAUACAUUGCUACGUUCCAUUAUUAUACUUACUUAAUUUUUUUCCUGUGAACUAUUUAUACAGCCCUUUUCCGCGUAGCUCGAUGAAAACAUAUUUUUCUGGAUAUCAGGGCACAAUUUCAAAGUUUUCAAAUAGCUAUAUGAAAUGACGUCACGAUCUUAACGAGCACAAUUAUGCUGACGAAACGUAAUUACGGAGCGUAUCGUCGAUAAAAUCAUUACCAACACAAUUUUGUUCCACGAUAUGGCUCUUCCUGUUGUUUACCUCACCCGAAAGGAAUCGAUAUCGGCAUGUCAUCGGUUACACAGCGAUGCUUUAAGCGACACCGAGAAUUUGAAUCUCUAUGGGAAAUGUAACAAUUUGUGGGGUCACGGACACAACUAUACAGUGGAAGUGACCGUUCGAGGUCCAGUGAAUCCUGUUACAGGCAUGGUUAUGAACAUUUCGGAUUUAAAAAUUUACAUGAAGAAUGUGCUGGGUGAUCGAUUGGAUCAUAAAAAUUUAGAUAAAGAUGUUUUACAUUUUAAAAGUAUCGUAUCCACUACUGAAAAUCUAGCAAUUUAUGUUUUCAACGAGCUCAAACUUCAAAUGCCAAACCCUGAUUUAUUAUAUGAAGUUAAAAUCUAUGAAACCGAAAAGAACGUAGUUAUAUACCGGGGUGAAUGAAGGACAGAAAGUAACUUUAUGAAUCGAUGAUCCGAUGAUAUAAUACAUUGUUUUACUACAUGA
Orussus abietinus is the source of this 818-nucleotide messenger RNA. It is a transcript of the gene purple, whose product is annotated as 6-pyruvoyl tetrahydrobiopterin synthase. Gene Ontology annotation, cellular component: mitochondrion. The transcript is spliced from 3 exons. The record is from RefSeq and is a predicted model, not a curated record. The coding region runs from base 333 to 755 and encodes 140 amino acids. NCBI's taxonomy places the organism in Eukaryota, Metazoa, Arthropoda, Insecta, Hymenoptera, Orussidae. Gene Ontology annotation, molecular function: 6-pyruvoyltetrahydropterin synthase activity. Gene Ontology annotation, biological process: tetrahydrobiopterin biosynthetic process.